This is a messenger RNA of Orycteropus afer afer, 593 nucleotides long. It is a transcript of the gene NIP7, whose product is annotated as nucleolar pre-rRNA processing protein NIP7. Gene Ontology annotation, biological process: ribosomal large subunit biogenesis; ribosome assembly. Gene Ontology annotation, molecular function: RNA binding. Gene Ontology annotation, cellular component: preribosome, large subunit precursor; nucleolus; nucleus. The record is from RefSeq and is a predicted model, not a curated record. Lineage: Eukaryota; Metazoa; Chordata; Mammalia; Tubulidentata; Orycteropodidae.
GUUUCCGGUGACUGAGGCACGAGGAUUUCGUGUUCCUCGCUAGCGGGAAAAUGCGGCCUUUGACUGAAGAGGAGACCCGUGUAAUGUUCGAGAAGAUCGCCAAAUACAUCGGGGAGAAUCUUCAGCUGCUCGUUGACAGACCCGACGGCACCUACUGUUUCAGGCUGCACAACGACCGGGUGUACUACGUGAGUGAGAAGAUCCUGAAGUUGGCCGCCAACAUUUCUGGGGACAAACUGGUGUCACUGGGGACCUGCUUCGGAAAAUUCACUAAGACCCACAAGUUCCGGUUGCACAUCACAGCUCUAGAUUAUCUUGCGCCCUAUGCCAAGUAUAAAGUAUGGAUAAAAUCUGGAGCAGAGCAGGCCUUUCUAUAUGGGAAUCAUGUAUUGAAAUCUGGUCUUGGUCGAAUUACUGAAAACACCUCUCAGUACCAGGGAGUGGUGGUGUACUCUAUGGCAGACAUCCCUUUGGGUUUUGGGGUGGCAGCAAAGUCUACACAAGACUGCAGGAAAGUAGACCCCAUGGCGAUUGUGGUAUUUCAUCAAGCAGAUAUUGGGGAAUAUGUGCGGCAUGAAGAGACAUUGACUUAA